GCAGUGCCCUGGGCCACAUUUGGCUAAUCAUCUGUUAUAGUCUGGCUGUCCUGCCCCUGUACUGUUUCAUCAGUUAUAAAAGUGGAAAAUUAUGUGAAGCUCUGUUACCUUUCUGUGCCAUUAUAUGAUUUACUAUUUUUGAUAUUGUACAGCACUCUAGAUUAUAUUUGUGCUUUUGUAACUUAAUGCAGACAGUAGAAUUUUUCAAAGCCAAUAGAUCACUUAAUUACCCCUCAUAAAAGCAAAUACUUGGUGGCCAGGGUUAAUACAUUGUUUAAGCGCUUUGCGACUGAUAAGACUUUGUGUAUAUUUAACCAAACGCCCCACCUAAGUGUAAGUAAAUAGCCAGUAAUGAGCUGGUCCUGCACACAAUAAUAUUCUAUGCACAGAUGAAUGGUGGCGGCUGGUACAUCCCAGUAUCCCCACUCCCCCUCCCGUUCCACAAUACAAUGACAGCAUCACCUUUCUAACAGUGUUUUUGGGGAGCGGACUACAAACCCCGCCAUGCUUUGCUUUUUCUGGAGGGGGAAAAUGACUUCUCACAGCCAGUGUUUCAUGGCUAUGUAUGUUUAAAAAUAAAUAAAUAAAUAAAAAAUUAGAAAAAAAGAAGGGGAUCGCGUAUGUUCUCCACUCCGAGGUGCCGCCAAGCUCAGUGUGCGCUGUGCGAUUACCCGUGGGCGGUGGAAAGGACUCUCCGUAAUGCAGAUGGGAGUUACCAGGAAGUCCAGUGGCCAUCUUGGAUCCCAUUGAGAGCCUCAGUGUUAGGAUUAGUGCAUCCAUUCAGAGGAGGACAGACGCUCGGAUAUCGCUGCGCUCAUCCAGGCCACCAUGGCUGCUACUGAUGUAGAACGGGUUUCGAAUGAAGAGAAACGAAGCCUUGCAAUGACUGGCCAUGUGGGAUUUGAUAGCCUUCCGGACCAGCUUGUUAGUAAAUCUGUCACACAAGGUUUCUGCUUCAACAUUCUCUGUGUGGGUGAAACGGGCAUUGGAAAGUCCACGCUAAUGAACACUUUGUUUAAUACAACAUUCGAGACAGAAGAAGCCAGCCAUUACGAGAAUGGCGUUCGCUUACGACCGCGCACAUAUGACCUACAAGAGAGCAACGUGCAUCUAAAGCUGACAAUAGUUGAUACAGUUGGAUUUGGGGAUCAGAUCAACAAAGAUGACAGUUACAGGUCAGUUGUUGACUACAUUGAUACUCAGUUUGAAAAUUAUUUGCAAGAAGAGCUGAAGAUCCGCCGUUCUCUUUUCAACUACCAUGACUCCAGGAUACACGUCUGCCUUUACUUCAUCACGCCCACUGGGCACUCUCUAAAGUCACUAGAUCUGGUCACCAUGAAGAAGCUGGACAGUAAGGUUAAUAUCAUUCCCAUUAUAGCCAAGGCUGACACCAUUUCCAAGAGCGAACUGCACAAGUUCAAAAUCAAGAUCAUGAGUGAACUGGUCAGCAAUGGAGUCCAGAUCUACCAGUUCCCUACAGAUGAUGAUGCAGUGGCAGAGAUCAACUCUGUAAUGAAUGCUCACCUGCCAUUCGCUGUAGUUGGGAGCACAGAGGAGGUGAAAGUAGGAAAUAAACUUGUGAGAGCCAGGCAGUAUCCAUGGGGAGUAGUACAAGUUGAAAACGAGAGCCACUGUGAUUUUGUGAAACUGAGGGAGAUGCUGAUUCGGGUUAACAUGGAAGAUCUGAGAGAGCAGACGCACACCCGGCAUUAUGAGCUGUACAGGCGGUGCAAGCUGGAAGAGAUGGGCUUCAAGGACAAUGAUCCUGACACACAGCCAUUCAGCCUUCAAGAGACUUAUGAAGCCAAAAGAAAAGAGUUCUUAGGCGAGUUACAGAGAAAGGAGGAGGAAAUGCGGCAGAUGUUUGUAAAUAAGGUCAAGGAAACAGAAGCAGAAUUAAAAGAUAAGGAACGGGAGCUGCAGGAAAAGUUCAUGCAACUAAAGAGGGUACACCAAGAAGAGUCGAAGAAGGUGGAAGAUAAAAGGAGAGACUUAGAGGAAGAAAUGAAUUCCUUCAACAGACGGAAAGCCGCCAUGGAAGCUCUCCAGUCCCAGUCAUUCCAGGCCACCUCUCAGCAACCUCUGAAGAAAGACAAAGAUCGGAAAAACUCAGUAAUAGCAGGGACCCAAUCAGCAGUUAGCUUCUCCAGCUCCAAGGUAAUGAUUGCCAAAGCCAAUGUGGAGUCUUUGCACUGCAAUAACUGGUGGAACCCCGUGCAGUGCUGCAGCUGUCUGGUCAAGAGCGCGCCGUGGCAGGAGGGAUUUAUCUGAGGAGGCCACAGAAAAGGUGGUUGCAGGUCGGACAUUAACGUGACAUGGGACCGCAGGAAGAGAACAAACAUCAACAUCCUUCGGUCAAUUGUCUCCAUCUUUUCAUUUUCUUGACCAAAAUAUAGCAAACAAAAUACAGAUCACUCCAGGAAGCCUGAACUACAGCAAUGUCUUUCCAUGCGUCAGUCCAUAUUGUUAUUAAACCAUCAGCCUUUCAAGCUUCUACUGAAUGUAAAGGAGACCUGUGCUCUCCAAACACCACUGACCUUGACUGAUUUCUAGUUCCUCUCUCCACCACUACUUGGGUCAUCCCUGUUUCUAUGUUCCACAUACCCAGAACCAGAGGCUCCAAAUCUCAAUGAAAUGAGCAUUGUCCUUCAGAAUCAUAUUUCUGCAAAUACAUGGAGGAAUUAUGUCACAGACCAUUUACAUUUCCUAUUUAUUUAUCUAAAAUCCCAAGGACUCCCUAGAACUGUGGUUUGUGCAUGUCUGAGUGAAAUCAUUAUGACUUCAGUACAUCAGCAACCGAUUUCAUAUCCCAAGGACAAAUACAUUUACAAAUAAGGUGGACGUUUUGUCUGUGGCAAUAAUUCUUCUAAACAGAAAUGACCAAAAAAAAAAACCCAAAAAGAAAUGAGUUGUGUUGAGUAGCGGGCAUUGCAUUGUAGCCUAAGACAAUCAUUUAGGAAGGACACAGAAAUCCAUUUAGAACAACAACAAAAUAAUGGUGUUUUUGCCAUAGAUAUCUCCUUUUUAAACAUGCAAUUUCCAAAGUAUAUUUCGAUACAAUGAAGAUAUUCGUACGAUACAGGGAAAUAAUACCAGCGAGCACUAGAAAAUAAAGCAACUGGAUGCAUUUUGAUAGACCAAAACAUUGGUUUAACCAUGUAACUUUGCCACAGGGUAGACAUGAAGCUGUUGGGUUUAGAAAAUUAAUCAGAUUCUAUUUAUAUAGAACUUACAAGUAAGGACCUCGUGGACUGACUGGCAAAGGAGGUCUCACUAUGGCAGGGUUCGUUUGAUGUUUUGGCUUAUGCCAUUGUGUUUGGAGAAUCAGCUAGGUCCGUGGUAACCAACUUUUUCAAUUUAGCUGGCAGGCCCAGGAUGGCAAUCUGUGGGUUCUGGAAAAUACCAGAGGGGCUGCUGUAAGAUGCCACAGACAGCCACUAUUUAUUGGGCUGGGGGGGGGGGCUGUUUGGGCCUCUGUGUAAAAAAUGCCAGGGCCUGUUUUCUUUCCCAGUAUAGAACUGGUAGUGGGCUUAUUACACAUGUUAAGAGCUGGAUUGAGUGAUAAUGUGAUAGAAAGAAUCCUUUAGGGCCAUAACCUGUUGGGCUUUAGAUGGACGGCUCUCAGCUAGACCAUCAGUGAUACAUGUAAAGAUAAAAGCCAUUUUAAACAUCAGUACACAUAAUGCAGGAGGCUCAGGUCUUUGCGAGCAAAUUUGUACAAAUGUAAAACUUGCAGCACCACAAAGCUUUUGCCUUAACUGCCCAACAUUCCCUUCUCUGCUUGGAUACGCCAGUGCUGAAUGGAUUAUACUUUAGCCUUCCAAACACAAAGGUGAUAUUCCAAGUGCCGGAGCAUUAUGUACAGACAGAGCCAGCUUCUGUGUGUACAUUUUACAAAACCCAGAAUGCUUACUAUGUACAGUGUUAUGUGAAUGGAACCAGAAAAAAAUAUUUUUGCAACAUACGAAAUCUCCUCAUAAAGGGUUUUUAAGUGAAAAAUCUAGAUUUAUUUAAAAAAAAAUGAAAUAAAAUACGAAAAUGAAACAAAUGUCACUUUUCUACCCAAGGGAUUUAGCGGUCUGGAAGCAGUUGAUGUAAGAUGAGACUUGAGAAGCAAUUGCAGUUGUGCAUAGGUGUUUUUAUUUUUUUAAUCUUUAUUUAGCAACAUGUACCUGUCAGUAGCAUACUAACCCAGUGAUUAGGAAUUGCACAGGCGGGGCAGAGAACAAUUCUCUCCCUUCUUAAGAUCUCUGUGGUGGAACACAUGCACCCAUUUUGCACUGCAAACUUCUUGACUGACAGUAUUCUCUGUAAUGAAUCCAACAGAAUAAAACUGAGCCAAAAUCCUUA
Messenger RNA from Xenopus tropicalis (tropical clawed frog), 4350 nucleotides. It is a transcript of the gene septin8, whose product is annotated as septin 8. NCBI's taxonomy places the organism in Eukaryota, Metazoa, Chordata, Amphibia, Anura, Pipidae. Bases 829 to 2271 code for a protein of 480 amino acids. The transcript is spliced from 10 exons. Gene Ontology annotation, molecular function: GTP binding. The record is from RefSeq and is a predicted model, not a curated record. Gene Ontology annotation, cellular component: septin complex; cytoplasm; presynapse.